Messenger RNA from Ilex paraguariensis (yerba mate), 2072 nucleotides. Lineage: Eukaryota; Viridiplantae; Streptophyta; Magnoliopsida; Aquifoliales; Aquifoliaceae. The record is from the annotation of a GenBank genome assembly.
UUUUAUUUUACCAUUUUCGCACUUCUCGCUCAGAAGAUAGAUCUCCAAAUGUUCGAAAUUUUGAUAAAAUCCCCAAACGAAGCCGCUCAAAUCGAAAGUGUUUGAUUAUUUGAAAGUAUGGAGAUAGAUUCGGCUCCGAUGAGUCGUUGCUCCAAAGAACACCAGAAGAUCUAUCAGGAAUGGUUUAAUUAUGCUGAUUCAGAUAGCGAUGGACGACUUACUGGAGGAGAUGCCACCAAAUUUUUUGCCAUGGCCAACUUGCCUCGACCAGAUCUCAAGCAGGUGUGGGCGAUUGCAGACUCAAAACGACAAGGCUUUCUUGGUUUUAAAGAGUUCAUCACUGCAAUGCAGUUAGUAUCUUUGGCACAAGCUGGGCAUCCACCAACUAAUGAUCUCUUAAGUGCUGAAGUUGACUUUGAAAAUUUGAAACCUCCAGUCAUGGAGGGUUUGGAUGUAUUGCUAGCUAAGAAAAAGCAAACUGCGAAAACAAGUGAUCCCGAAUUGAAUGGUAGUUCUCCAGUGCAAACUUCUCCGUCAGCUCAUUGGUUUACAUCUUCAAAAUCUGCCAAGAAGGUAUCUUUAACUUCUGUUACGUCAAUCGUCGAUGGUUUGAAAAAGUUGUAUAUUCAGAAGCUGAAGCCAUUAGAAGUUACAUAUCGUUUCAAUGAUUUUGUAUCCCCCUUAUUGACAAAUAGUGAUUUCGAUGCCAAGCCGAUGGUGAUGCUUUUAGGUCAAUAUUCCACUGGUAAAACAACAUUCAUCAAGCAUUUGCUUAGAAGUAGUUAUCCAGGUGCUCACAUUGGACCCGAGCCAACAACAGAUAGAUUUGUUGUUGUUAUGAAUGGACCUGAUGAAAGGAGUAUCCCAGGGAACACGAUCGCAGUUCAAGCAGACAUGCCUUAUAGCGGCUUGACAACUUUCGGAACAGCAUUUUUAUCGAAAUUUGAAUGCUCUCAAAUGCCACAUCCUCUGUUGGAGCACAUUACUUUUGUGGAUACUCCUGGAGUUUUAUCAGGAGAAAAGCAACGAACACAACGAAGCUAUGAUUUUACUGGUGUGACUUCGUGGUUUGCUGCGAAGUGUGACCUCAUUCUAUUACUGUUUGAUCCUCACAAACUCGACAUCAGCGAUGAAUUUAAACGGGUUAUUUCAUCUUUACGAGGUCACGAUGACAAGAUACGAGUGGUUUUGAACAAGGCUGAUCAAGUUGAUACGCAGCAACUGAUGAGGGUAUAUGGAGCAUUAAUGUGGUCCCUUGGGAAGGUUCUAAAUACGCCUGAAGUUAUGCGUGUUUAUAUUGGCUCAUUCAACGAAAAACCUAUAAACGAGGCUGCUGCGGGUCCAAUUGGGAAAGUGCUUUUCGAGAAAGAACAAGAUGAUCUUCUUACCGAUUUAAAAGACAUACCGAAGAAAGCUUGUGAUCGUCGAAUCAAUGAAUUUGUGAAACGUGCUAGGGCUGCUAAGAUUCAUUCUUAUAUCAUUAGCCAUCUUAAAAAGGAGAUGCCUGCAAUGAUGGGCAAAGCAAAGACUCAGCAGAGACUUAUUGAUAAUCUUGUAGAUGAAUUUGGAAAGGUUCAAAGGGAGCACCAUUUACCAGUUGGUGAUUUUCCAAAUGUUGAACAUUUUAAAGAGGUCUUGAGUGGUUACAACAUAGAUAAGUUUGAGAAGUUGAAGCCUAAAAUGAUACAAUCUGUUGAUGACAUGCUUGGUUAUGACAUCCCGGAGCUUCUCAAGAGUUUCCGAAAUCCCUAUGACUAGAAACAAGCUUUUUGGUAGAGAGAUUUGGACAGCGGUAAGAUCGGUGGUAAUGGUGCAGUCUUGCUCAGAUGUCACUGCAAUAUAUGUAUUUAAUUUUUAUAAAUAAAUUUUGAGCUUUCCUUGAUUUGAUUUUGGCAUUAAGAUCUGAACAAUUAUUUAUAUCUUCCAAUGUCGUAUGUUGGAAAUCAUGGCCAUUAGUAAUAUCUCUGUAUACUGCCUACUCUCAAUUUUAUUUAUUUUUAGAUGUUUCGAUUAUUUGUAAGGGUGUCAAUUGAAUUGUGUCGUGUCAUUUUCGAUCGUUUAAUUUUUGUGUU